Molecule: messenger RNA, 8822 nt
Organism: Pristis pectinata (smalltooth sawfish)
Lineage: Eukaryota; Metazoa; Chordata; Chondrichthyes; Rhinopristiformes; Pristidae
Product: kinase suppressor of Ras 1-like
Exons: 21
Coding region: 206-3067 (953 amino acids)
Biological process (GO): protein phosphorylation
Molecular function (GO): protein kinase activity; ATP binding
Source: RefSeq, a predicted model, not a curated record
AGGAGCCGGUCCUCCGUGUCGAGCUUCGGAUGUGCUCCUGAGGGAGAGAUUUGCAAAUUAACGCACUUGCGCUGUCCUGUUUUUGCAUUGGCAUUUUGCAAAAGAAAACUAUAUUAAUUUUCCUGUGUGAGGAAAACUUAUUUUGCAGUUUUUCUUUAAAGGGGGAGGUUGAAUUGCAUUGUAAAAGCAGGCCGAAUGUUUAGGAAUGGCUGAAGAGAACAACGAGGGUCACCAACCCAAACCCAGUAGUAAAAUAAAGAAGGCUGCAGUCGCUGAAGAAGGGGAAGAAGAGGAGGAGGAGGAAGAGGAAGAAGAGGAAGGGGAGCUGAGCUUGGGCAAAGCCAUGCAGCAGUGCGAGCUCAACCAGGACAUGAUCGACAUCAGCAUCUCCAGUCUAGAGGGGCUCAGGACCAAAUGCGCUGCGUCCAACGAUUUGACGCAACAGGAGAUCCGCAUGCUGGAGGUGAAACUUGUCAAAUACAUCAGUAAGCAGUUACAGUGCAAGCGCAAGGUACCACCUGGUGAGAGAACCUCUGAACUGGAGAGCUAUCCUCGACUAAGUGACUGGUUCCAUACAAUUAAUUUAAGAAAAGAAAUAUUACAGGAGAUCCCAGGUAACCUAACACUAGAUAUCUUGCUGAGUAUGUCGGAUACUAAAGUCUGUGAAGCCAUGAAGAGAUAUGGAGCCAACCCCGAGGAAUGUUGCCGAUUGAAUGCUGCCCUCUCCUGCUUAAGGAGCAUAAAUGAUUCUGGUGGGGAGUUGCAAGAUGAUGCUGUUCUUUGGACUUCAACUGAAACAAGACGAGAAAGCAACCCUCUACCACCUCCAGAGUUGAUAUGUUCUGUUGGCUCCAGACAGCCACACAGUCCUUCGCCUGUUCCCAGACUAAUUAAUCCGCAGCCACGUUCAGUCUCUGUUUCUGUUAUUCCUACUUCGGAUUAUGUGUAUUUGCCAAAUCGGUCAGAUAACUUAGUGGACCCCUUUUCACAGUCCCCUCAACCAGGUCGACGAAUGUCAGGAGGUCAAACCAUUACAACUACACCACCGGCCACUCCUCCAGCAAAGAAGAAAAAUCGAUUUAAACCACCACGAACUCCUCCACCACCUUCACGGAAACUCAUCCAGCUUUUUCCUGGUUUCUCAGGACUUACCAGAAGUAAAUCUCAUGAAUCUCAACUGGGCAAUAGAAUAGAUGAGGUACCAACAAUUAAGUUCGGUAAGAAAAACAAGUUUUUUCUCAAUCUGAGCAUCAAUGGCAGUGGCACCAGCUGUGAUGAUAUCGUGACCCGAUCCCCCUUAUUACCAUGUAGGCCUUUCUUUUCUCCAUCUAUCGGAAGUUCUCACUGUCUUCCCUCAACACCUUGUGCAUCUGAUGACCACAGUUCCCCUAAAAAUUCGUUACAUGUACCACGGGGAUCCCCUCAGAUGCAACACAGGGAUUUUGGGCUUUCCAUUACACAUAGGUUUUCAACAAAAUCCUGGCUCUCGCAGACAUGUCAAGUUUGUCAAAAAAAUAUGAUGUUUGGCGUGAAGUGCAAACACUGUAGAUUAAAGUGCCACAACAAAUGCACGAAAGAAGCUCCUCCGUGCCGGAUAUCAUUUCCCCAAAUUACGAAAAUACGAAGAACUGAGUCUGUACCAUCUGAUAUAAACAAUUCUGUGGACAGGCCUGGGGAGCCUCAGUUUGCUACUCUUCCAAAGGCACCACAUAAAAAGGAUCAUGCACCAGUGCCUUUAGAUUCCAGCAGCAAUCCCUCUUCAACAACCUCUUCAACUCCAUCUUCUCCAGCACCUUUUCAGUCUUCCAAUCCUCCCAGUGCAACUCCGCCCUCAAAUCCUUCACCGAAAGGCCAUAGAGAUAGAUUCAAAUUUCCAGCUGCGUACUACUUUCAUCAUAGACAACAGUUUAUCUUCCCAGAUGUUCCUAGCCCUUCGUUGCAUGUCACUUCACAGCCUGACAGCUCUGAAGACACUAAUACUGUAGAGGAAACUGAACCGGAAGCUGUUGAAGAUCUAGAUGCAGAGAAUGAAGAUCGAGCACUUGAAGAUGAGGAGGCUAAUAAGUCAGAAUUGGAGUACGAGACUGAUGAGGUGGAUGAUUUGCCAAGUUCUAGGCCCUAUUGGAAAGGGCCAAUUUUUCGGAAGGCCAGUCAGACAAGUGUGUUCUUACAAGAAUGGGACAUCCCUUUUGAUGAAUUGGAAGUUGGAGACUUGAUUGGCCAAGGGAGAUGGGGCAAAGUUCACAGAGGACGCUGGCAUGGAGAAGUCGCAAUUAGGUUGUUAGAGAUUGAUGGAAAUAAUCAGGAUCACCUAAAAUUGUUCAAAAAAGAAGUGAUGACUUAUCGUCAAACAAGGCAUGAAAAUGUGGUACUUUUCAUGGGAGCUUGUAUGCACCCCCCUCAUUUAGCCAUUAUUACAAGUUUCUGUAAAGGACGAACACUCUUCUCAUUUGUAAGAGAUUCCAAAACCACAUUGGAUAUUAACAAGACAAGGCUAAUUGCACAGGAAAUUAUAAAAGGGAUGGGAUACCUUCAUGCAAGGGGGAUUGUGCAUAAGGAUUUGAAAUCAAAGAAUAUCUUUUAUGACAAUGGAAAAGUUGUUAUCACAGACUUUGGGCUCUUUGGUAUAUCUGGUGUGGUGCAAGAGGACAGAAGAGAAAAUGAGUUGAAGCUGCCAAAUGGAUGGUUGUGCUAUGUAGCUCCUGAAAUAGUCCAAGAAAUAUAUCCAGGCAAGGAUGAAGAUAAGCUCCCAUUUUCAAAGGCAGGAGAUGUAUAUGCAUUUGGGACUAUUUGGUAUGAACUUCAAGCAAGGGAUUGGCCAUUCAAGAAUCAACCUGUAGAGGCAAUAAUCUGGCAAGUUGGCAGUGGGAAAGGAGUCCACAAUCUUUUGGCUCAGAUUUCCUUUGGAAAAGAGAUAACGGAAAUUCUCUCUGCAUGUUGGUCUUAUUGUCAGAGUGAAAGACCAACUUUUUCUCAGCUGAUGGACAUGCUUGAAAAACUGCCAAAGCUGAACAGGCGACUUUCUCACCCAGGGCACUUCUGGAAAUCUGCAGAGUUGUCAUUCUGAAAAAAAGAGACCGCAUCAAGUAGUUGUAGCUGUUGGUGCAAAAUCCGGGUCUGCCUUGCAUGCAUCCAAAUUCUCUCCCCUGUGAUGCAACAACUUUGGCAAUCAUUUCCAUCGUUAAAUUAUCCAAAAGUAACCUUCAGAGGCAAACUAAUAAUUAGCCCUAACCUUCCCAAGCACUUUUGCCUCUCUGAUUUUCUUUCUCUGGGCUAAUGGCUUCAAAGAUAACCUUGUUUGCAGAAAACCACCGUACUAAUACUUGGUUACUUGGACAAAAAAAAUCUGGCACUGAACUGGGUCUACUUUUACCACUGACUAUACUAAUGCUACACAAAUGCUGAAGAAGUAUACAAAUUAUUUGCACUGCGCUGGUUUUGUACUUUCAAAGUUUUUAAUUGAUGAUUAGCCAUGGUACAACAUUUUAUUUGUAGCUUGACUGUGUUGUGGCUGUGUUUGGAUGCCUUUUUUUAGUACAGUCACUUUCCCUGCUAUGAUGAAAUUUGAAAUGGAUGUUAACCUGUUUAUUUCUCCUGUUCUCUUUCAGCAUUAAUAAUAGCUAAGAUCUUGCAAGGUUUGAAAGACUUGACCUGGGAAUUCUGGAACAGCAAAGCAAUCAAAAGCUUUAAUAUUGUUAUUCACUUUAUUUCAUGGGCUGUGUGGCAGUGAUAUUAUUUAAAAUUCCUCAAGUUCAAUUUUUUUGAAGUUUCACUUUUUUGCACAGCAGCUGAGUUGACUAGUGAAAGAAGAAAGGAAAGGGCCGCUGAGUAUCAAAAGAGUAGAGAUUUAAUUAUUAGUCUCCUAUAUAUAAAAUGUGCAUUAAAAGUACAUGCCUUGAUAUAAUUGGCAGCAAAGAGAUACCUUUCACUUUUGGAGAUUUUGCAGUAUCAGUGUUCAUUCAGAUGUCACUAAAAACCCUGUAUGGGCCACAGAGAAAUAAUUGAAUCAAAGAAUAGAAACUUGCUUCAUGAUGAGUGAAGAAUUUUACUGGCUGGUUAUACUGUGCUGCUGACUAUGAUAAGUAGGGAAGGCUGGUUAUGAACAGUUUGGAUGGAAUUUUUGUCAGUGGGUCCAGAUGUCUUUGUCCUGUAGAAUUGAAAAGGAAAUGAGAAAAUUCUCAAUUAAAUCCAUUAUUAGAAUGUGAGGCAGAAAGUACUGUAGAUAGAAAGUAAAAGUUAACAACACCUAUUAUGUUUAUGCACAUGGGAUCAAAAUUAAGGUGAAAGACAUAAGAACAAGGGAUGCAGGAGAUCCAUCCAUUUUCUUGCAACAUUUGAGAGAUGUGGAUGUUAAUGCAAAUUGAAAAAGCUGCCAAUACUGGAAAUCUGGAAUAAAACAAAAAAUCUUAGCCACGCUCAGUAGGUCAAGCAGCAUCUGUGGGAAGAGAAUCAGAGUUAAUGUUUCAGGUCAAAGACCCUUUUAUCAGAAAUGGGAAAGAAAGAUAAAAAGAUGGUUUUAAGUAAAUGCAUAUUCAUUAACAAAAAUGUGCUUGUGGUACUUUCUACACACAGAUGGCAGUGUUUGAUGUAUCAGUAUGUAGAAAGUUGCACAAAAACUUCCUGUAUGAAUAGCACAGUGAAGAUGUACUAGAAAUGCUUUUUGUUAGCAUUUUAUCCAUUAUUUUAAUUACGUACAAAAUUAAAAUCUGACCCAACUAUGGCCAGUGUGAACUUGACUAGAGUCUGAAAGUGUAAAUCUUUCGGGUACCUGACCUAACCUGAACCCAGAAUGUUUAAUCAGGUUCAGUCAGAAGCCAGGUUCUAAUGACUGGUGUUUCAUUACUGAUCAGUUGUUGAAUAACCUUGACCGUUGUUAUGUGUAAGCUAUGUUGUCAAAAGAUGAAGCAUUAUUUUGAUGCAGUCUAUUUAGUUAAACCUUUUUAGUUAAUAAAUGUUUCUUUUUUAAAAAAAACUGUACAUUUUUAGUAAGAUCACCAAAUGUUAGUGUAUUAUCUUCAGUUAUUACAAGAAAUGAAGAGAGUGCAUGAAAGGCAGCCUGCUUAGACCCACUUUCUCCUUUGAUACAAACUGCAGUAAGAAAAUGAAUUUUGUUUUCCAUAUUUUUAAUUUGUGAUCUUUUUGAACUAUUUAUGCUUAUCCAGUUACUGAAGGAAAAUUCCUCCAGUUACAAAAGAAAAGUUCCUGCUUUUUUUUGUGUUCAGGUUCCUGAAAAGACACUUCCUCCAUUUCAGUUCUCUUUCCUCACCACUUACACUUGAGGGGAAAGAGGGGCUGAGAAAUCCCUUGUGUGACUUUGUAUAUUAUCUUGUGUGUACAUUCCAUAUGGCAAUACACACAGUUGGAUAAUACACACAAGCACAAGGUUUCAUGAAUUCUGAGCCCUUGAUUAGGAGCUGACGACUACUCUGUAAAUAGAACCUUGUUCUAUGAGUGUUUACAUAAAACUAAAUUCUUGGUAAUGUGAAACAGACAAUUGUUUAAAUAUCUUUCAAAAACUUUGAACAACAAAGAAGUGGUAAUUAGAAAAGAGACCUCUAUUUUAAGCUACUAAUUUGCCAUGAAGACCACAGAUUCUGAUAUUUAAUUUCUCUCAUGUUUGCAUGAACUCUUUGAUUAGGAUUUGCAUUGAAAAGUGUGUGUAACUGAGAUAAUUAAUGUUUCUUAAUAAUUCAGAUUUUGUAUAACUAAUGGUAUCCUUACCCUAUCUGUGAGAUCUGGAUCAAAUAUCUGAAACUUUGGUUGAUGCUCCCAACCACUCUGUAAAUGUCGCCUUUUUAAACUUUGCAAUUCAAUUUACAUAACAUGCUCAUGAUAUAUUGCAAUUCCAUAUGUCUAACUAUCUGUAGACAAGGGUGAAUAACUGGCAAGAUGCAAUUUCCCAUAUUAAAAAAAGAUUCAAGUAACUGAAUUAAAUCAAACUCUUACUUAUACAAAUAAUGAAAUUAUUGCAAGACAUGUUAAGCAUUACUCUUAUAAUCCUGCAGCUCUGCAUUUUAUUAUUAUUUCAGUUUAAAAGACAAAGAUUUUCAACUAGGAUUAAGCAUUGUCAACUGUGGCAAUAUACAUCAUUAAUCAAGUUUCAGCCUAAAUUGAGAUUUCAUCCUCAUUUGUUGAGUCUUCCAAAGCUUGUAAGAACCUUCUAAAACGCACAGUAGGGUUUCUUUCCCCCUCCCCCACCUCUAUUUUUAAAUGAAAAAGCCUUCGGUGUUGGGAAUGUAAUGCCAGUAUAGAUCGCCAAGAAAUCUGUUCCUUUCUCCUGAUGGGGACCAUGUAUAACACAGAAAUCAGACAGCUAGAAGUGUAAAAUAUAUGAAUGAUUCCUGUGAAUGUUGUAGAGUUAUAACUGUUUGGCAAGUCCAUUCAGUUCUGGUGAAUUGAGAAACUGUAGGUUGAGAGUUGGUAUGAGAAAAUUGAGAGUAUUGUUGAAGAAAGGAAAAUAGUGGAAGGAGGUUUUGUGAGAAACUUAAGUUGAGCAGCUUGAGAGAAGUAGUAAAACCAGUGGGACUUUGAGUAUUUGGAUAUUGGGCAUGGUAUCAAAAGCAAUGCAACUUUCAAAUGCAGAGCUUAAUUGUAAUUCAGUGGUUUAUAGUUAGGUUGGAUAAAGCAUCUUUCUUCAUCUUGGAGUUCUGUUUGUGACUACGUAAUUAUAGUUCCUCCUGUAGCUCCCAGUUCUAGCAUGGUGUAAUUUCAAUUGAUUGGAUUCUGUAUUCCUAGAACAAAGGAUGCAGGAUUAUUAAAGAGCAGCUUUUAGAUAAUUAGACCAUUGUCAGAUACUUACAUUUUCCAUUUCCCUCUCAGGCACGAUGUAAACUGAAUUUAGAAAUAGCCAUAAACAUACCUGUGUUGUAUUCAUUCCCACAAUUAGCAUUUGAUUCAAAUUAAUUUUAAUGUUAUUUCAUUCAUCUCUGGGUGCCAUCCUUUUGCACGUAUUAAUUCUUCAUAUUAGCCUAAGACUCACUUGUUAUAUCCUUAUUAUCCACUCAUUUGAAUGAAAUAUUUAGUGAUUUUUUUUUUAAGGUGUUAACCACUUUUCUUGGUAAACUUGAUAUUGCCUCAAAGACUGGAAGGUUCAAGCCCCAAAACAUAUGUACUACAGCAAAAAUGUUGUGCUGUUGAAAGAACUGAGGUUGAGAUGUUUAACCAAGGCUCCUAGUGGAUCUAACCAGCACCCAUUCUAAAUGUUACUGGAGCACAUUACCUGCUUAUUUUCCCUUUUACUGUAUAAAUUGGCUUGCCAUAUUUCCUUGCAUUAUGCCAUGAAACAGGCUUAAAAAUACUAAUGGCUGUGAAGAAGUUCAGAAUGUUCCAAGUAUGAGAAAAAUGCUAACUAAAUAACAAAUCAUUUAAUUAAAAUAUUUUCCCCUCUCCACUUACCCUAGUUUCAAUUUUGUAAGCUAUUCCCUGUGCUACCAAGUCUUUGCAAAUGCUUUCAAUGGUAACUUGGGUUGAAGCAACAUUUAAGCAGUCUCCUACUCUUCCCCUUACCCACUCUUUCUUCAUCUAACUGGAAACUUAACACAUCAACAAUUGCAGUGUGGAGCUGACGCCUUCCCACUUCAGGUGCACAGCCUCCCUAAAUUGUACGUUAAGUAUAAAAUGGGAUGGCAGCAUCUGAAAGAAAAUCAGUAGGUUUGACCUUCGAUCAAACUUAUCCUAGAGUAAUGAGCUGGUGUUUUCUCAACAUUGAUUCAGUCAUUGUCCAACUCCAGCAUUUGAUUUUCUUAAUUACAAAUCUUAAAAAUGAGUAUUUUCUUAACGUGCGGGUAACAUUAAUUUUAACAUGCAUGCUACUUUGAGGUCUAAAAUAAAUGAUCCUGUGCAACAAUAACUUGAGGUUUUAAGGAAAAGGAGCAAAAUUGGAAUUGUAAGUAUGUUUAUAACUUGUACUGAAUUUUAUGCCUUGAAUGAGCUUUUCAUAAACGACAUGUUUACUUCUGUGAUUCAGAGAUUUUCUCAGUUACACACACAGGGUGUGUUUGUUUUGUUUUGUAACAGUUGUGGAUGAUUCCUUCAGACUUUUGUCUUGCACCUGAGACUGAAUGUAAUGCAAGUGUGUUACAGUGGCACCGAAGUGUAUUGAAGCAGAGUAGCAUGGUAAACCUGCUGGUUUCAGUGCAAUCUUGAACAUGUGUUACGAAUGUAAAUUACAUUUUAUAUUGACUUCUGAAGCUAGGUGUAGCAUUUCGGUACUUCAAAACUUCUGUACAUGGAUUCUCUGCUUUUUUUUUAAAGAGAAGUUCAGUAAUUUAUUGGUGGCUUAAACUUUAAGGAUAGGGUGUUUUAGUGUUGGAUGUUUGCACCUUGUGCACAGGUGCUGUUUAAUUAUAAUGCUUCCAUUGAAAAAUACUCUGUGAUAGUGGAAGACACCAUUCUGUAUUCUGCAAUAAGUGGUGCCUCUUUUUUUUAGUUUUAUAAGGUGGUUCUGCAAGGGGGUGGAUAGAACAUAAAUUUUCACUCCAAAAAAUAAAUUAAAAUGUGAAAAAUGGCUGUGCUGAUUGUAGAAUAUUACGGCGGUAGUUGAAAUGCAAUACUAUAUGUAAAUGGUGGCUAGUAAAAGAACUCUUUUGUGUAAGCGACUUAAUUAGAUUUGAAUGUGAUGUAAAUUUGUACAUAAAAUUAUAUUUUCUAUAAACUGGGUUUGUCUUCCAGGAAACUGUAAUUUAUGAAAAUCUGUUAGUAUUAACCAAGGUCUAUGUUUAGUUAUGCAACUCAAGAAUCUUGGUAUGCUGGAUGAAUUCUGUAUCAGAUAUGUAGGUUUUUGUGCAGACAAUGUUGUCUUAAUGCUCAUAAUAAAAAUUUCC